GAAAUUGAUAAUACUACAAAACAAACGUUGGCAAGUCGAAGCCUAGUCCACGGUCCGGCAGAGACAGCGAGGAGAUCGAAGAUGCAUUCGUUCGGGUACAGAGCCAAUGCUCUAUUUACAUUCGCUGUAACUAUUCUCGCGUUUAUGUGCGCCAUCGCUUCGUUCUCCGACACUCUUAACUCCCCCACUCCCACCGCUCAUGUUCAGGUUUUGAGUAUCAAUCGGUUCCAAAAGAGACCAGAUGGGGAUGAUGAGGUUAGCAUGACAUUUAAUAUAUCAGCCAACUUACGGUCACUGUUCACAUGGAAUACAAAACAGGUUUUUGUAUUUUUGGCGGCAGAGUAUGAAACCUCCAAAAAUUCCCUGAAUCAGGUGUCUUUGUGGGAUUAUAUUAUACUUGAAAAAGAGGAUGCAUACUUCCGGAUUCGUUCUACAAACAAAUAUCGGUUCAUUGAUCAAGGAAGCAACCUCCGUGGUAAAGAUUUCAACUUGACGCUGCAUUGGCAUGUCAUGCCGAAGACUGGCAAAAUGUUUGCUGACAAAAUAGUCAUGACCGGCUAUCGUUUGCCUGAGGUCUAUAGAUGACAUGGACUUAAUAGGUAGUAUGUUCUUGUAACAUUUUAAUACCUUUGAAGGGGUAUUAUUGUCGGAGAUAUAUUAGAAGAGAAAAUCGAUAUAACUGUGUUCAGGGAUGUUAUGGUCCAUAUGGUAUGUACCAUGUUAUAACUGUGGUCAGUGGUAUGAAAUCAGAUAAUUUUUUGGUUUCUUAGUUCA
Daucus carota subsp. sativus is the source of this 774-nucleotide messenger RNA. RefSeq names its product signal peptidase complex subunit 3B. Bases 82 to 585 code for a protein of 167 amino acids. Gene Ontology annotation, biological process: protein targeting to ER. Gene Ontology annotation, cellular component: signal peptidase complex; membrane. The record is from RefSeq and is a predicted model, not a curated record. The transcript has 6 exons. Lineage: Eukaryota; Viridiplantae; Streptophyta; Magnoliopsida; Apiales; Apiaceae.